CAUAGAAUUCGAACUGUAUAGUUUACUUGCAUUCAUACACUAUAACGUCUUUGUAAAGGUUACCCAUAUUCCACUUGUGCACGGUACACUUUGCACCGGUACGCUUUGGUAUCAUUAUGACGGGAAGAAAGGAGCAGCGCGCUGGUAGCGACUAACCGGAGCACUGUAAAGCCGACCGUGCUGGAACCCCAGUGACCGGUGGCACCAGUAUCGCUGUCUCCCACCCUCAGCCCCCUCCCCACACACGCCACCAUGACACCCCCGCUGCUAUCCCUUCACACCCCCGUGACGACACGCUCACGUCCCUCGCCUGCCGUCGCCACCCCUACCCGGACCUCUGCCGUCAUCAGGACCUGCACCACCGCUGCCUCCUCCUCCUCCUCUUCCUCCUCCUCCUCCUCCGCUGCCUGCUGCUCCGGCCGUUGUGCUGGUGCUGGCGGCUGGAGCCUGCGCCGGGGCGUGGUGGUGGUGGGGACUGGGGCAGCCGCUGCUGGCUUCCCGUCACCCCGCUUGGGCAAUCAGCAGCAUCAACCGCAGCAGCAGCAGCAGCAGGUGCUGCCAUGCGGCAGGGUGACGGCGGCUGGAGUGGCUGCUGCUGCGGCGGCGGCGGCGACGGCGACGGCAGCAGCAGCAAGCACGGGUUCUCCAACUGAGGCUGAGGUGCAGCAGCAGCAGCCGUGGCCCUUCCAACAGCUGCUAGACAGCGAUUCCCGAGCCAUGCAACAACAACACCAACCGCCGACGCAGCAGGCUCUGCUGCCUCUAAGCGCUCCGGAUGGCCUCUUGGCGGCUGCUCCUCCUCCACCAUCACCACGUCCACCGCCAUUACCACAUUCCCCCACCCAGCAUGCACCACAGCACCAGCACCAGCCUCACCAGCCUCACCAGCAGCACCACCAGCGGCCCCACCAGCUGCACACGCACCUGCAGCGGCUGACCAUCCGCGACUUUGCGCUGGUGUGCGAGCAGGAGGUGCAGUUCGGGCCGGGGCUCAACGUGGUGACGGGGGAGAGUGGAUCGGGGAAAUCCGUACUGGUGGAGGCGCUCUCUCAGCUGUUGGGCGCCCCCGCACCGCCCGAGUGCGUGCGCUCCCCCGCCCCGCACGCGCUGCUGGAGGGCUGCUUCCUGCUGGGUCGCCAGCAGCAGCAGGCGGUGCGGCGGCUGCUGGAGGGGCUGGGGCUGCCGCAGCGGGCGCUGCCGCCACCACUGUCGCCACUGCAGGAGGGAGAGGGUGGAGCAGCAGCAGCGGGUGCGGCUGCGGCUGCGGCUGCGGCGGGUGCGGUGGUGGAGGAGGAGGGCUUCCGGCUGGUGAUACGACGGGAGAUCUCCCCUGUCCCCGGCGGCCCCGGUCUGCGCAGCCGCGUCUUCCUCAACGGCUGCCCCACCAGCCUGCGUGUGCUGCGCGAGCUGGGGGCGGCGCUGGUGGACGCCAACGGACAGCACGCCAGCGCGGGACUGCGGGAGCCGGACCUGCAGCUGGCCCUGCUGGAUCGCAUCGCGGGUACGGGUCCGCUGGCCGACUCGUACUGUUCGUUGCUGGGGCGGUUGCGGGCGGUUGAGGGGCGGUUGGACGAGCUGGACGAGCUGGAUGACGAGGAGGAGCGGGGCAGGAUGCAGAAGCUGGUGGACGCGGUUGCCAAGCUGCGGGUGCAAGCGGGGGAGGAGCGGGAGCUGCGGCGGGCACUCAAGAAGAUGGAGGCUCGUCGUGCAGCGGUGGAGCAGUGCGGCCUGGUGCGGCUGGCGCUCAGCGGCGAGGGCGGCGGCGGCGGAGUGGGUGAUGCUCUGCGCACCGUGGAGGGGCAACUGAACAACAUACUGGCGCAGGAGGAGGCGGAGCAGCAGCAGCAGCAGGCGCAGCAAGGGCAGCAUAGCAGGGGGAAGGGAGCGGCUGGGAGCAGUAGACGGGGCGAAGCAGAGGAGGAGGAGGAGGAGGGAACUGCAGGGGAGGGAGAGGACGGGGAGGAGGGGGAUGAUGAUGAUGAGGAGGAGGAGGAGGAUGGCGAGGGCGGUGGGUGCAGUGAGGGGGUGCGACUGAUGGAGUCGGCGCUGGACCAGCUGGCGAGUGCGAGGGACAUGCUGGCGGCGGCGGAGGGGGCGGUUCGUGCCUACGCACGUCGCUUCCAGUUCAGUCCCGCAGAGCACGAGGCGGCUGCGGAGCGGCUGGGCCGGCUGGAGCGGCUGAUCAAACAGGCCUCCGCUGCGGGUUUCGGAGCAUACAUCCUGCAGCCGGGGGAGGAGGGGGCGAGGGGGGGUGGCGGCAGCAGCAGCAGCGGCAGGGGGGGCGUGCUUGCAGGAGGAGUAGGGAGUAGGGUAUGGGGCCGAGGAGCAGGGGGAGGUGGGCGGAUCAGCAACACGGAGGAAUUGUUGGCGGCUGCGGAGGGGUGUUCUACUCGACUUGCGGCGUAUUAUGAGAUGGAGGGUCACCGGGAGGAGUGGGAGGCGGAGCUCGACGACCUCGUCCCCCAACUCCGAUCCACCGCACUGCACCUCUCCCGCCGCCGCCGCGCCGCCGCCGCCCGCCUGCGUGUCGCCGUGGAGUCCUGCUUGCGCGACUUAGCCAUGGGAGGCAGCCGCUUCGACGUGCGCAUCGGCUGGCAGGCAGAGACGCCGGCAACCUCUGCAACCCCAGCAGUGGUAGCAGCGGAGGGGCUGUAUGUAUCGGAGGAGGAGGCGGAGGAGGCGGGUGUGGGCGAGCGGGGUGGGGAGACCUACGUAAUGGGGAGCCGUGGGUUGGAUGUGGUGGAGUUCCUGUUGGCUGCGGGGCCUGCGGAGCCACUGAGGCCGCUGGCGGCGGUGGCGAGUGGCGGCGAGUCGGCGCGAGUGAUGCUUGCGUUGAAGGCGGCGCCGGCGCAGGCGGUGUCUGCGGUGGAGGGGGAUGAGGAGGAUGCGGAUGCAGAUGUGGAUCAAGCAACGUCAGGGACGACGUCGUCCGCCUCCUCCGGCUCCGCCUCAUUAUCCGCUGGUGUUAGCAGCAGCAGCAGCAGCAGUAGCAGCGGCGGCAAUGUUCCCAUCAUGAUUCUGGAUGAGCUGGACAGCAGCAUCGGUGCACGGCUGGGGUCGGCGGUGGGCUCCAUCCUGGCUCGCAUGACGCUGGGCCCGCACGGCUGCAACAGCCAGAUCAUCUGCGUUACACACUUGCCGCAGGUUGCCUGCUACGCGGCACACCACAUCAAGGUCCAGAAGGAGCAGCAGCAGCCCCUUCCCGCCGCCGCAGCUACAGCCGUCACCACUAUCGCUCCCGCAGAGCACCUAGGCACCGCCGGCAGUCCUAACAGCAGCAGCAGUUGCAGUUGCAGUAACAACGGUAACGGCAACGGUAACGGUAGCGGUAACGGCGUCGCAGCAGCAGACCCCAGCUUGCGUGUGGCUACCACCUUCCAGCGACUGGAGGGCUUUGAGGAGCGGUGUGAGGAGGUGGCAGCAAUGCUGGGCCUGGACACCUCCGUUGCUGCUGACCUGUUGCGCACCGCCCAGAGCUACGUGGCCUCCCUCUACCCAACUGGAGGGGCGCCUGAGGGCGUGCUGCGGUUGCUGCCUGCGCCGCAGUCGGGUCAGCAGCCGCUUCCGCAGCGGGCACCCGCCGCCUCAGUCGGCACAGCAACAGCUGCAGCAGCAGGAACAACAACAACAACGGUAGCAACACCCUCCGCGGAGCCUGCAGCUGCCGGCGGUUGAUUCGCCGCCGCCUUCUUCUCUGCUGCCCGGGUCCGCUGACAGGUUUGUCAAGCGGAGGAGGCGGAUGCAUGCAUUGGUUGCCUCCCGGACAGUUGUUGAGUUCUGGGUUUGAUGGGAUUCCGGAUUCGUUGGAUGGACCAUUGCUGUAUGCUUGAUGCAUGCAAAAUGCCAGAAUAUACUACUGGUAGGAGUGCUGCUGUUGAUGUCAUGAUGAGAGACAUGUAAACUUGGAGGUAGGGUGUGAGCGGUUGGAAUGGAGUUGGUGCAGAAGAGUGGGAGUCGUGCUGAAGAGUGAGGGUGAGAGAGAACCGGAGGCUGGGGUACGAGGUAACUCCUCUGCGAGCACGCCCUGGUCUUAGAAGGGGGCAGGAGAGCGUACGUUGCGAGUGUGCGUUUUGCGUUGCGUCAGGAUGUGUGUGUGUUGGCGAGUGGGAGCUAUGAUAUGUAUGGCGCUGCGUGGCAAGAAGCUGACUGAGCCUUGUGUUGCUGCUGGUGCUGCUGAAAGCGGUUGCAGUUGGUUUAGUUCGUUGCAGGAGGACGUGGUUGGUUCGUUGCUGUUGGUUGUUCGUUGCGAGGAACCUGGUAUUUAGCCUACAGCGUAGAGGCGUGCAGGGGGGAGCAGAGCGAGGGUGUAAGAGAGCCAUGCAACUCACAAGGAAGUAGCUAGGAGGGUUGUACGAAGGUCUCGAGAUCAGGAGUGCAGGGCCUGAUCUCAGCCCUGCUGGGUUGCUUAUGCUGGGACGGGUUUGGCCAGCUGCACUGUGGGCUUAUGGAGGGGGCUUGCGUGCAUAUGGACGAGAGAGGUGUCUGGUACUUGCUUGCAGUGUGCCAUGCGGAAUGAGGACUGGGUCAAUAUCUACAUGCUGGUUGCGCAUCUCCGCCGCCCGGUUUCGUCUUUUAAGGAAACUGG
Messenger RNA from Astrephomene gubernaculifera, 4585 nucleotides. Lineage: Eukaryota; Viridiplantae; Chlorophyta; Chlorophyceae; Chlamydomonadales; Astrephomenaceae. The record is from the annotation of a GenBank genome assembly.